UUUUGUACAGUCGUCAGGCAACAGCGAGAACUGGACGAAGACAUCGGCAGCGGGCAAUACUCAUAGUUUUGAUUAAAGGCUGUAUUUUGAGUCGACGGCAAUAUAAAAUGACGGAGUCUUUUGUGAUCAAACUGAUUUGCGACAAUCGUGGGGCGAUGGAUUACGGAGAUCUAGUCGACAUUGGUUCUGGGCUUCUGGAUGUAAAAGGCGUCAUUGACACGGUCAUACAAAACGAUAAUUUUUCCGUUGUUACAGUUAAUGGAAACAAACGAAUUGUCGUUAAGACUAAAGUAAGACUGUGUAAAGCCAGAGACUGCACUGACUGCCGCAAUUUGCACCUCUGCAAAUUCUACCUUUACGGAGACUGUAAGAGCAGCAUGUCGCGGCGAGGGUGCCGCUUUUGCCAUGACAUGAACUCGGAGCACAACGCUCGAGUCCUGCGAGACAACAGUCUGCAGGAACUGGACAGCAGCGAACUCUGUACCCUGCUGCUUCAGAACGACAGCACCCUCUUACCACCGGUGUGCUUCUCGUACAACAAAGGCGAUGGGGCGUACGGAAACUGCCCAGACCAGGAGAGCUGCAGGAGGCUGCACAUCUGUGACCGCUACCUCAGAGGAGCCUGUCAGGCCGGGGCCAACUGCCGCAGGUCACAUGACUUCUUCGAGCCCCACCCACAGAAAACCCUGCAGGAGAGAGGCGUGCCCAGCGAGCUGAUUGGCUCCAUGCUGUCCGUCUACCAGAACAUCCAGGCCUUGAAGAACAGUGACAACGGUGCGAACAGGAAUCAGCCAACACAUGCAGGCAACGUGAACAGCAGCAGAAGACAACAAGAAAAGACGGAGAUCUGCCUUUAUUUUGUCAAGGGCAGCUGCACACAAGGAGACAGAUGCUGGAGAGACCACUCCACCAUGCCAUAUAAAUGGGAGGUGAGAAAUGGAGACAGCUGGACGGCUCUCCCAGACAACGAAGAGAUCGAAAGAGACUUCUGCGACCCCAGCAAUGUGUACAGCCGAGGAGUCCAGCCCGUUUAUUUUGACACCAUGACCCGCGGGCCGACCCAGGUCCGGCGUCUCUCCACGGUCUCCUCUGUGGUCCAGCCCACUUUCGUCCUCACCACCACCUGGGCCUGGUUCUGGCAGGACGAGCACAACAAUUGGAUCCAGUACUGCUCAGUGAAAGGGCAGCACAGACUCUCCUCCAUCACGAGCGAGGACCUGGAGAGGAAGUACCAGGAGGACAGCCGUGCUGUGAUGGAGUUCACGGCGGGGGCGCAGACCUACAAGCUCAGUUUCCCAGACAUGAUUCAGACAAACGAAGAAUACGGCACCAAACGGCAGGUGAGGAGACGGCCUGUGUUUGUCUCCACAGCGGAUGCUCGGAGAGCCAGGACCAACAGAAACAACAGGCCAGGUAAUAACUUCAAAGCGGUGCCGGGAUACUGGGACAAAUCCAUGUUACCGGACACUGGAUACAAGACGAUCCCUCUGCAGGAAUCGUCAGAAGAAUACCAGAAGAUCCUGGUUCUUUUUCAGAAGACGAUGAGGGGAUAUAGCAUACACAGUGUCGAGAGGGUCCAGAACAGGGCAUUGUGGGAAGUCUUUCAGUGGAAGAGGGAUCUGAUGAGAACCAGUAACGGCGACAAACAUUUCGGCGACAGACUGCUGUUCCACGGCACCGACUCUGUCCACGUCAACGCCAUCUGCAGGGAGAACUUUGACUGGAGGCUCUGCGGAACUCACGGAACGGCCUACGGGAAAGGGAGUUACUUUGCUCGAGACGCGAGGUACUCGCACGGCUACACCGGCGCCUCGGGAGUGAGGACCAUGUUUGUGUGCCGGGUGUUGGUCGGCUGCUACACGAGAGGAGACUCCAGCUACCUCCGCCCCCCUUCCAAAGACGGCGGGGACUCCGUGUUCUACGACAGCUGCGUGGAUGAUGUCCGCAACCCCUCCAUUUACGUCGUUUUUGAAAAGCACCAGGUUUACCCCGAGUACAUCCUGAAGUACGAUGAAGAUAUGUGGUUUCCCUCCGCGUUCUCCACAGUAACGGUGUCAUCUUUUGGCCUGAACUCAACUCCUGCUCCACCAGCGCCCAGUGCCUCCUCACUUGCUACCAUGACCCCACAACCUGCACCAGCUCCUGCCGUGGUCCCAAAACCCAUACCAGCUCCUGCAGUGGUCCCAAAACCCAUACCAGCUCCUGCAGUGGUCCCAAAACCCAUACCAGCUCCUGCAGUGGUCCCAAAACCCAUACCAGCUCCUGCAGUGGUCCCAAAACCCAUACCAGCUCCUGCAGUGGUCCCAAAACCCAUACCAGCUCCGCACCCACUGAGCACUAGCUCUGUGACCUCCAACCCCUGGCAAGCCUCCAGAGGAUCACAUGACUGGGUACGUAAUUUCAACAGCGAAGACUUUAAACCGGACUCUUGGCUCGAUUUGCCCUCCUCAAAUACAUCCAGCCUGGAAAGCAUCGGAGGAACCGCCACCUCAUCCACCUCCCCGUCUGCUUCCGCCUACCGCACCCCGACCAGCGCGUACUCAGCCGCGGUGUUCCGCGCAAACCGGUACUCACCGAGCACCGCGGCCGGUUCCACUGCCACCGCCAACCGCUACGGGGCGUCUUCUCUGUCUGGUUCCGCUCACCUGAGCAGGUCUUCUCCCGCCGUGAAUACCCCCCAGAGCAAGAAUGCCAAAGACAAGGACUGCACGAUCCUUUAAAUUCUUAUUUCAGACGUGAUUUCAAUGCGUUUGGAAAGCAGGCGACGAAUCCUUUUAGCGAAUGCGAUCGCGCGCUUCCCGCAAGUAAUUUGUAAAUGAACUUAUUUGUGAAAUGGACUGCUUUCACUGUGGAGCGACAAUCCUUAGCUUAUAACCGCUGUAAGGGUAAUAUUCUUAAUUGAUUCUUAAUUGACAACGUGUGUUAACAUAAAGACAAUCACGCGAUAAAAAAAAUAAAAUAAAAAAACUUUUCUUUUUAAUCCUUAUUACUAUUGGACCUAUUCUGAAUUAAGUGCUUACUAGGAGUUUUUCUCUGUCUCUCUCCCAGCAGACAGACUGCCUUUUCUGUAUCUGUUUUUCUUUUCGUUUUUUCCGUUCUUAGCAUUUUCGUUCCUUCUUUCCCCUCUGUGACGACACACCUCAAAUCGAAGCAGAAAUUAAGCAGUAAUCAAGAUCUCAUGAAAGUAUUUUAUUUGUAUUGGCUUUCCAAACUGCUCAUUGCUUCAUUGCUUUAAGGUCAUUAAUGGCCAAAAGGCUUUAAGGGUUUAAGUGCCGUAUUUUUUUUGAUAGACAUUUUAAUUGGGCAAUAGUCAGAGGGCGCAGGUAGCUUUUUCAACACUAUUAUUUCCUGUACUAACACUAUUAUUAUAAGACCUUCCACCCACUCGAGUCCACAGUCAUUUACCCCCAGGUUACUUCCGUUUCAGGCCUGAUUUCUGCCCCGUGUUCCUUCUAUUACCCUGUAAAGUGCCUUUGUGACCGCUCUCUGUAGAAACCGUUGACAGAUAAUAUGGAUUUGAUACGAUUUGCCAUCACACAGGACAGACACCCGAUCCAAUUUCUGCACUGAGUAUGAAUUACUUCUGUUAUUCUGUUGUUGCUGGGUGACUGGUUCCAUUACACUACAUUAGUCCUUUGCCAGAUGCUCUUAUCCAGAGCGACUGAAGACAAGGUGCACAUCAGGACCAGGAACAGUCGAGGCGAACAGAAGAAAAAAAAAAAAGUUUUGAAGUUGGCGAACGUUAGCUAACUGCCAACUUUUUUACCAUUUAUAAAAAUAAAAAAAAUGGCAAUGAAUGGCGUAUCCCAGCUUAACACGAAAUGGUGUCGCAAUGUUACAGGAAUGUUUUAUGAAUGUUAUAACCUGCCAUUAACAUGGACAACAGCAUUGUGAGAACGUUUUGUGUUUGCUGGGAAACGGCAGUGAAGUCUACAUACCUGUAUAUUCACAAUGCGACAAGCAUAGUCGAGCACAAUCAAGCGUCAUCAUGCGAACAGAGAACUGCAGUGUGCCUUGUCUCAUGAAAUGCAAAGCAGAGACAUGGUGGUAUAACCACUGAGUGAUGGGCGCUCAAAUCUCUUUUGAUUGGUGAGAAUGUUUACUCAUCAACUAAUCAAUGAAAACGCUUUGUCGCCACGACGACAGGAACAUGAUCGGUUUCUGUGUGUCAGUUAUUCAAGCAAUAUCUAUUAAUAGGAGACUUUACUUAAAAGGAGAAUUGUGUUGAACGUUGGCCAUUGCUUUUUAAAGUGAUUCAAGUUUUCUGAAUUUGCUGAUUUUCAUGACACAAAUAAAUAAAAUAUUUAAAAAAGUUAAA
This is a messenger RNA of Conger conger (European conger), 4318 nucleotides long. RefSeq names its product protein mono-ADP-ribosyltransferase PARP12-like. Lineage: Eukaryota; Metazoa; Chordata; Actinopteri; Anguilliformes; Congridae. The record is from RefSeq and is a predicted model, not a curated record. Gene Ontology annotation, molecular function: NAD+ poly-ADP-ribosyltransferase activity; metal ion binding. Bases 108 to 2720 code for a protein of 870 amino acids. The transcript has 12 exons.